Ruditapes philippinarum (Manila clam) is the source of this 2902-nucleotide messenger RNA. RefSeq lists its product as uncharacterized. The transcript is spliced from 2 exons. NCBI's taxonomy places the organism in Eukaryota, Metazoa, Mollusca, Bivalvia, Venerida, Veneridae. The coding region runs from base 455 to 2326 and encodes 623 amino acids. The record is from RefSeq and is a predicted model, not a curated record.
UUUCAAAUCAUAGCAUAAUGAUAUAAAAUUACAUAUGUAUGUGUCUUUAAUAAAAGUAUCUUUGGCAACAUAUAAACUACUCAAGGUCAUUUCCUCUAUGCAAUCCAAGUAAGAUCCCUUUUAAACCCAUAAGUACAACAAAAUUUGGCAGAUAAUUUUGUAAAUUUUAUAAUUGAAUAUUUUCAUAGUUUGCUUAUAGAUUUAACAGCAUCAUUUGCAAUAUUCUAGACAUUUAUGAUGUAAUUUAAAAUAAGUAUAAAAUCUGUAAUAUCUUAACCAAAGGGAAUAAUAGACACAUAUUUUUCAAAUAGUUUUGAACAAUUUUUACAACAAAGCCAUUUAUUUUUGUAGGUUAAAAGAUCAUAUAUUUCAAAGUGAAAAUGGUCAAGUGUAUCUGUCAGAAAUAGAAAAAAAGCUUAGAGGACAGUUCAGUACACAAGAAAUUGGCAGGGCUAUGAGAAAAGUGUUUAAAGGAACUAUUAUUAAAUCUGUGAGAAAUAAAGAAUUCUGGGCUAAAAUUACCAAGUUAUACAUGGGUGUUGAGUGGAAAGGGAAUGAAAACUUCCAAGAAUCGAGGAAUCAAGAAACUAUGUCAGUUGAAAAAAGCAUCACAUACUCAAAACAAAGUGAAUCUGUACCUGAAACAGAAAAUUAUGACAGCUCCCUGCAACAAGAAUGUAUUCAAGAUAUACAGCUAACUAUGUCAGACCAUGAAAAUAUGAAACAAAUAUUAAAUUCAGUCAACACUUUUGAAAAUUCAGCAGAAAUCUUUAAAAAAAUUAACUUGACAAACAAGGAAAGUAUUCUCCUUAAAUCACAAAUGAGAAAUAUGCAAGGUGAUCCUCAUAGCAGACGGUGGAACCCCGAAGUCAUCAGACUUUGUUUAUCCAUUUAUUCUCGGUCUCCUAAAAAUUAUGAAUUCAUCUCAAAAAGUGGAUUUUUAAUUCUGCCAUCUUCUUCACAUAUUAGGAGAUAUAAGAAUAAAGUUGAUCAGAAGUCUGGCAUUAAUAAAGAUGUGUUUUCCUGGAUGAAAAGUGAAGCUUCUUUUCUUAACCUACCUAAAGAGGGAUAUGAAGGGGGACUAUUAAUUGAUGAGAUGUCCAUUCAAGCUGAUUUACAGUUAAAAAAGAUUGGGCAAGAGUAUAAGUUAAUUGGCUUCACAGAUGUUUGUACUGAAUCAAAUUAUAUGAGUAAACUUAGUGGCAAACAUGAUUUAAAACUUGCCACACAUGUUCUUCAAUUUCUUUUUAUUGGUCAAACUGGUUUCAGAUUUCCAGUUGCACAUUUCCCCACAUUGCAAGCCAGUCCAAGUGAGCUAUAUCUUUCAUUCUGGAGAAUAGUGCAAAUGUUAGCUCUGUAUGGCUUUAUUGUGACAUAUAUCAGUAUUGAUGGUGCCCAGUCCAAUAGGAGUUUCAUGAAAAUGUUUCUACCUGAUGACCAAAAUAAAUCUGUUAAUAUGGAAACAAUGUCAUUUGAAAACAUAUUUGAUCCUACUUUACCUAAAAUAAGCAUAAUUAUGGACUAUUCUCAUUUAAUAAAAAAAGUAAGAAAUAACAUUUUAAAAAGUGGACACAUGCAUUAUUAUAAAAAACAUCUAAUGUUUAAAGAUAAAUACAUAAUUUGGGACCACUGGCUCAAAGCUUAUCAGUGGGAUGUAUCUUCAAAUACAUUAAAAAUUCACCCAUCUCUAAAUGAAGAACAUUUUCAUUUAAAUUCUCAACUUAAAAUGAGAAAUCAUUUGGCUGAAAAUGUUUUAAAUAAAGACAUGCUUCAUUUGAUGGAAUUGUACAAGGAAUCACUGGGUGAAAAAGGACAGGACCUUGAUAGUAGUAUUGAAAUGUUACAAAAUACUUCAGCAUUAGUUGAGAUUUUUAGAGAUAGACGCCCUAUUAAAACCUAUGAAGACUCCAGGCUUACACAUUUAAGAAAUGUCCUUUUAUGGUUUAGAACCUGGGAAAAAGAAAUAAUCUUUUCAAACAUUGAAAACAAAGAUAAAUGUUUACUGUCAAUGCAAACAAGAGAGGACAUUAUUUCUUGUAUAAAAGGUUUUGAUAGCAUGUGUUUUGAAAAAUUUAAGAGGUCUUGUGGAUCAGUUAUACCUGCCAGAAUAAACAGUGAUGCCAUUGAAAAUAUUUUCUCACAACAGAGAGGCAUUCACAAUGGGUCAAAUUCAAAUCCAGACUAUCUUACAUACUGUAGGACUAUGAACUCUAUUAUAUUAGGAGAGAGUUCUGUGUCCAAGAAAUCUAAUGCAGCAGAGACUAACCAGGGCGCCAUGUUUCACAAACCGAAAAGGCAGGUUCUAGCUUCACUCAGUCAGAAUUAAGGGACAAAAAGAUAGUUUCUCAUUGUUGAGCAAAGAUUGUGCCUUGUUUUCGCAAUGCAGUAUGCACCGACAUACCGUACUUUGCCACUUCCAGCAGAAGUGUCUGUAGAACCAGUUUCAGGAAAAACAUUUUGUACAUCAUAUUGUUGUUCAUUUCUACCUGACCUCUCUUUAAGAACUUUUGUCUGAAUAUUUAUCAUAACGGAAGUAAGUAUUUGAACUUGAAAAUGGAAUUGAAUUAAAUACUUUACACUGAUUUUUUUGUACUCAUUUGAAGAAAUAUAUCUCUGAAAUUUUGUAUAGAAUGCAGUAUAGUGUUUUUCUUUCAUAUUUCCCAGGAUAAUGUAUCACAAGUUUCAUCAAAUAUCUGGUUUACCUUAUUAUAUUGUGCUUGAAUACCAUUUAAUGGUGGAUUCUUUAUGUUUUGUUAUAUUCUCUGUAGCUACUUUUGCUACAUUCUCUUCAGAUGUUUCUGAAAAAGUAUCUAAAAUAACUGAAAAAGCAUGCAGGACAUCAGACUCUUUUUUUGUUUUUUGAAGUAAUGCAGAGUAAGUAUGAUCACUUGCCUGGUGAUGG